GAAAGGCCGUCUCUAAAACAAAUAGACAUUCUGGUACUGGGCCUACAGUAGAGGCCAAAAUCCAAAAAGAUACAGAGAUAUAUAUUAGGGUCAUGAAAAAAUUACAGCAAGUAAUGAAAUGUUAUUCCUACGACACUGAUUAAUUUAUUCUAAUUAACUGGACACUGAACGAGUUUUGUUAAAAUAAAGUGGGAAGGAAUGCAAAAAUCAGGAUCGCUGGUUAGAGGUUGCCGUUCUACGUUUGGUUAUAUCAGAACAAUGACCGAUAUUCAAGGAACCGGUAAUCAUUUAGAACGCUCCAUAAGAAAGAAAUUAGAGGAUUCACUGAAACCUGAAUUUUUAGAGAUUUUAAACGAGUCUUACAUGCAUAACGUACCAAAAGGAUCGGAAACUCACUUUAAGGUUAUAGUGGUCUCCGAAAAGUUUGCGGAUCAACCUCUCAUCAAGCGCCACCGGACGGUGAAUGAAAUAUUACAAGUGGAAUUACAGAACGGAGUGCACGCUCUUUCGAUAGUGGCGAAAACUCCUGCGCAGUGGAAGGAAAGUAACAAAGUGGUCUCACCUACGCCAGCGUGCAGAGGAGGUUUCGGAAAAUAAAUUCACAGUAAUCCACGCACUAAACACCUUGAAAUCACGACAUUUCUACG
Orussus abietinus is the source of this 647-nucleotide messenger RNA. Its product is annotated as DNA-binding transcriptional regulator BolA. The transcript is spliced from 4 exons. Gene Ontology annotation, cellular component: mitochondrion. The record is from RefSeq and is a predicted model, not a curated record. Lineage: Eukaryota; Metazoa; Arthropoda; Insecta; Hymenoptera; Orussidae. Bases 199 to 597 code for a protein of 132 amino acids.